Ficedula albicollis (Collared flycatcher) is the source of this 304-nucleotide messenger RNA. Its product is annotated as probable ATP-dependent RNA helicase DDX23. The transcript is spliced from 2 exons. The annotation marks the transcript as partial. Lineage: Eukaryota; Metazoa; Chordata; Aves; Passeriformes; Muscicapidae. The record is from RefSeq and is a predicted model, not a curated record.
AGAUGGCCGGAGAACUGGCAGACAAGAAGGAUCGCGAUGCGUCCCCGGUGAAGGAGGAGAGGAAACGUUCCCGCUCCCCUGAGCGGGAGAGGGAGCGGGACCGGGACCGCAAGAGCUCCCCGGCCAAGGAGCGGAAGCGACACCGAUCCCGGGACCGGAGGCGGAGCCGCUCGCGCUCCCGGUCCCGCUCCAAGUCCACAGAGAGGGACCGGCGGCACAAGGAGCGGGACCGUGACCGCAGCAAGAAGGAUCGGGACAGGGACAAGGAUGGGCACCGGCGGGACAAGGACAGGAAGCGAUCUAG